GAUUUUUCGUAUUAAGUUGGCAGCUUUAACCCUUUAGAUUUUCGGGUGAAGGGCUGGGAUUCUAGUCAUUCUAGAUAACAAAAUCAUCUUUUUAAGAUAAAAUUUUACAAAACCUUGAUACAAACACCUGAGGAAUCUACAAUUACCUGUUGAAACAUGGCUGUGGAAAGAGACAAGUGCGUUUUUUGCAGAAUAUUCGAUGGAAAGGAAAAGAACGACAUAUAUUUUCAAGAUGAGGAUUUUGUUGUAUUUGCCGACAUUAAGCCGGCAGCUAAGCACCAUCUAUUGAUUGUCACCAGAGAGCACAUUCCAAAUGCAAGGGCACUCACAAAGCCACAAAAGAAAAUAGCUCAGCGGCUAAUGGAGCUCGGAAGACAAAUGUUGCUUGAGAGAGGUGGAGACAUAACUGACGCCAGGUACGGGUACCACUGGCCACCUUUCAACUCAGUCGGUCACCUCCACCUGCACGCCAUUUCACCAGCCAGCAGCAUGACCUUCUUGCACAAGUCCAUCUUCAAAGAAAAUUCCUGGUGGUUUGUCUCACCAGAGUAUGUUGUCGAUCGACUUUCCGAAUAAGGUGCACCUGUAGAAGUUACGAGUGGGAAUGCUUUGUCCCCUCGCGUAGACGACACCAGUAGUGAGAAGCUCUCUAGAUACUUAAUCAAUCAAAACUAAAUGUUGCAUUCCGGUUAAAAUUCCGCAUAUUCCAAACUUAACCCCUCGAGAGCCAACGAAUUCAUCCACUAUGAUAAUCCUACGAGCAUGAGUGUUCAUUCGGGCAGACCUAGGCGGCUCGAAAAUGGCAUUAAAAUGUAAUCAAGCACAAAUACUAUAGUUGGGAAACUUUUCUACGCUUGGUAGUGUCGAAUUUUGAGACAAAACCUUUACAUGGUCUAGUUGAAGGCCUAGGGCCCCUAGAUCUGCCACAAAACUGCUUGAUAAUGAUAAGCUUUAAUCAUUGCUUAUUAUAAAAUAUAUAUCGUGUUAACUACCUUUGAUGUACAAUUCUCUUUAAACUUGUUGUUGAUGUUUUAGGUUAAAUAAAUUAUGUUGGAAUUAUUUUUGUUGUUAAGGUUUGAAGGUUUGCAACAACAAACUGGAUUUGUUGGUUGAUGCUAUGUUUUAUAAUAAAACUUAAUCAGACUUUCAUGAAGUCUCGUUACAAAAUAAAUGAAAAUAUACAAAAGUUCUUGCUGUGCAUCAUUGAACUGCAUGAUUUGAGUGCAAAAUUGUUUGCACUCGUAAACAAUAAACAUAAUA
Messenger RNA from Neocloeon triangulifer, 1260 nucleotides. RefSeq names its product adenosine 5'-monophosphoramidase HINT3-like. Gene Ontology annotation, molecular function: catalytic activity. NCBI's taxonomy places the organism in Eukaryota, Metazoa, Arthropoda, Insecta, Ephemeroptera, Baetidae. Bases 157 to 576 code for a protein of 139 amino acids. The record is from RefSeq and is a predicted model, not a curated record. The transcript has 4 exons.